AUGUUCUAAAGUUGUAUUAUGUAUUCUGAACUUAAAUUAAUAAUUAUCAAAGAUUAGUGACAAAUACAUUAUUGAAUCACUAUAUCAUUAAUAUAUGUCUAGAACAAGUAGAACAUGAUUAAUUUUAUUAACAAUGUGUGUUGAUGUUUUCAGGCAAUUUAGUCGUYUGAGGAAGAUCGUAAUAAUAUUAUUAUAUACAUUUAUUUUUCAAGAAGAUAAUAAUGUCAAUGUACAAGUUAUCAUAUGAUACACUUUGAGAAAGUUUAAAACAUUUCAUAAGGUUUCGUUGUACUAUACUAAUGAAUAUUUCAGUAAUAUGAUACAUUUAUUGGUAUGUUGAGUACCUACUUACAAAGUUUCAAGUAUAUACUUUAAAUUGAGUUUUAAAUUUGAACAAAAACAUCGUUCUUUAAAAUUGUAGGUAAUAUAUACCAUCUCUGGCUUUAAAUCUAUGAAUACAAAAAUAGCCAAUGACUUUCUAAUGUUCAUCAAGUAAACAUAAUAAUAUAAUUAUACAACGCAACUUUUAUGUUAAUGUACACGAUGAUUUAUAAUACAUGAGGACUACGUACAUAUAAUAAGGAUUUAUAGGUUUUAUUAUACGUAUACAGAAUAUCUAAAUGUCUAAUGGAAUAACAGGUAUCAUAGAUUGGCACGCAUACUACCGCGGUAGCGAAUCGCGCGAUUGACCACGGUGACGUUCAAAGGUCACGUGAUGUCGUUUACGCGGUUGUAUCGGUGCUGUGGUUAAUUUUCCGCCCGCUCAUUCACACCGAUGGUUUUUGGGAAACAACAAACGUCAUGGACGACGAGAGGAGAAGUGGUAGUAAACUUUUCACGCGUCACCGGCGGGUAUUUUGUUGCCGUAGUGUUAUAAUAUUAUGUUCAGGUAUGCCGCGCGCGCGGCGUCACAUGCUGACAUGCGCGUUUGUCUGCCGGUCUUCAAGGCGCAUGUCGGGCGGCGGCGGCGGCGGCAGUCGGCCGGUCGCCCACGGACACUAUAAACUUAUUCGAUUAUCGACCGACGCCGCGACCGCCACAGCAGUCGCGCCGCACUACCAGCGUACCGCCACCAGUAGUAACGCCGUCUCCGGUUGGAACGCUCAACGCUUGGGCCAACUCGCGCCAGUUCGAUUGUGGUGUGUCUGCGUCGCGUGCAGUGCGAUCUCAUCCGCACGGUAUGACAGUGCAGGUAGCGUGAGGCAGGAAGGCAGACAGUCCGUCGUCCGUCGGUGGAAAAAAUCGUCAAAAAUCUCCGUCGUGGUUGUGCUCAACUCAGAGAAAUUAUGCGGCUGAAUUUAAACAGUACCGAAGAAUCGGAUAUAAAAGAGGAGUGCUUGGAUGGAAUUAAAGCAAAGACGGGAUUAGUACGAGUGAACGAUUCCAAUCGAGGUUCAUUAACCGUACGGUUAGUUUUGACCCUGGAAUGUCUGAAACUCCAGAAACAAGAAGUAGUCGACAAUCAUCAUUCGUCGUCAUCAUCAUCGUCCGAGGAUACUGUCGACAACUAUCAGCCAAGUCCCAACUAUUAUUUGAGAUAUGUAACUGUUACAAGAAAAAACGGUAGCCUCGGAAUAAGCGUCAAAGGGGGUCAAGAAAACAGCUUGCCGAUAUUGAUAUCGAGAAUUCCCGAAGGAGGUGCCGCUUACCACACAAAAAGGUUAUUCGUUGGAGAUGCUAUUAUAAAAGUGAACGACCAGUUGAUUACCAACGCUUGUCACGAUGCAGCUUUACGCAUUUUAAGAAAUUCUGGAGAUCACGUUACAUUAUUGGUCAAGCACUAUAAAGCUGCAGCUCCUUUUUUACUAGGAGCAAGAGGGAAUGGUAAUAAAAACAACAACAACAACAAUAACGGAGAGAGUGACACAGAAGACGGACCAUGGAUUGAUUAUCUUAUGAUACCGUUGAUGAUGGGUUAUGUAACCAGAUACGUGCAGGGUACGGACAAACUGCGGCGAAACGGUUUCGAAGUGCACGGCAUGAACGAUCUGAAUUCAACUAUCAUACAUUGCGAUAAUGUCAAAAGUUUAUCCGAGUGGGUUAAACUUAUAUCAGAAAAUAUCGCAAAUCUCUCGGAAAUACAAAUUAAGUUGUACAAUUUAAAUUUUGGUAUCAACGAAAAAAUCGAGUAUAUGGGUUGGGUGAACGAGGGCGUGCUGAACAAUAACCAUCCUUGGCAAAGUUACUGCGCAAGAUUCAUGAUAAUCAGAGGUCGUGACGUAUUGCUUUUCGACACACCCCCGAUGUCCAUUACGGAAUGGCUGGACUGUGGCGUGGUGUACAAACUGUACGAGUCYAUGUUGAGACUAGUGAAGGAUGCAGAAAAUGUGGACCAGAGGCAAAAUUGUUUUUUACUACAGACAUCCAACGGAGUGUCCCGGUACUUUUCAAUGGAAACCAAACAGGGUCUACUGGACGUGCAGUGCGCGUGGCACAGGUCGAUAUGCACAUCCAUGAUGCACAUCAAAAGCAGAACGUUCUAUGUGUUGUUUGGCAACAACCAACAGCCAUCGAACCUAAUACUGGAUUGGGACAACGGGUUCACAUUAUACGACAACUGGACGAAUUCAAACGUUUGGACGUACAAGUUUUCCGAGCUCCGUGGAUCCUCGGACGAUCACAUUUCCCGGCUAAAGCUGCACUUCAACGACAACGGCUGUAUCGAAACCAAGGUUGUAUAA
Messenger RNA from Diuraphis noxia (Russian wheat aphid), 2681 nucleotides. RefSeq names its product Syntrophin-like 2 (gene Syn2). NCBI's taxonomy places the organism in Eukaryota, Metazoa, Arthropoda, Insecta, Hemiptera, Aphididae. Gene Ontology annotation, cellular component: intracellular anatomical structure; dystrophin-associated glycoprotein complex. The record is from RefSeq and is a predicted model, not a curated record. Gene Ontology annotation, molecular function: structural molecule activity; protein binding.